Homo sapiens (human) is the source of this 858-nucleotide messenger RNA. RefSeq names its product LSM2 homolog, U6 small nuclear RNA and mRNA degradation associated (gene LSM2). The record is from RefSeq and is marked reviewed. The transcript is spliced from 5 exons. Bases 210 to 497 code for a protein of 95 amino acids. Gene Ontology annotation, cellular component: nucleus. Lineage: Eukaryota; Metazoa; Chordata; Mammalia; Primates; Hominidae. Gene Ontology annotation, biological process: mRNA processing. Gene Ontology annotation, molecular function: RNA binding.
CUCCCCUCUACUCUACCCAGCUUGCGCUCCCCAGCCGCAAGUCGGCCGCGCUUUGCCCGUCAGCGCUUGGAGCUUUCUGCGUCGCUUCCCGCUGCGCCUGCGCGGUCCCGCCUCGCCCCACGCGCGGGCUCGCGCUUCGGUUUCCCCAGACCUGCUCGCAGCACCCUGCUGUCUUCCCGGUCCGGCCCGCUGCCCGCGGCGCCAGCACCAUGCUCUUCUAUUCUUUUUUCAAGUCCCUUGUGGGCAAGGAUGUGGUCGUGGAACUAAAGAAUGACCUGAGCAUCUGUGGAACCCUCCAUUCUGUGGAUCAGUAUCUCAACAUCAAACUAACUGACAUCAGUGUCACAGACCCUGAGAAAUACCCUCACAUGUUAUCAGUGAAGAACUGCUUCAUUCGGGGCUCAGUGGUCCGAUACGUGCAGCUGCCAGCAGAUGAGGUCGACACACAGUUGCUACAGGAUGCGGCAAGGAAGGAAGCCCUGCAGCAGAAACAGUGAUGGCUCCUCCUCCUCUUCCCCUCCCUCUUUCAUUGGUGACCCAUAACCCCAAGUCCCAGCCCAGAACCCCUAACCCCCAAUACUUGAAGGGGUUUUGUUUUUUUACUAAUGAUGGUUUUGUGGGUUUUUUUUAAGGGAUGAGUGGAUGAGAGGAGUAAUAGGGAACAGCUAUCCUCUCUUGAGAAGGGGAGGAUAAGUAGGCUGGGAAACUUCAAAGCCUUCCCAGUCCCCAGCACCUGCCUUUCUCACUACUUCUCUGGAGAUGGUAGGAGAGUUUCCUAGGUCUUUCCAGGGCAGCAUGUGAUUCAUUUGGGGAUGGAAGGAAUCUGUCCCGCAUCGGGAAUAAAAUUUAUGAUGCAAA